AUGGAACUCUUGAGUCUCGACAAACUUGGCAAGUACUUGAGGUACCUUUCUCUUUCUUGGAAGAGGGAAUCUAUUUCCUCAGGGAAUGCCAAGUUCUUGCGCAAGGAAAAGGAAGGUACUGACGAAGCAGGUGGAACACAUUCUGAAAAGUUUGCCAAGAAUAGUGAAGCCCCUUUUGUUUUCCGUGACAAGGCUAGCACUAAUGUUUCAGAACAAGUUAAAAGGAAACUGAAGAAAAUCUUUUGCAAGACAUCAUUGGUGUAUCAGGAAAUUAAGUUAGCAAUUACUAAGAAGAAAAGGAAAGAGGAAAUCUCUUGUGACGCCAGAGAGAGGCCCUAUACUGCUUGUAUGCAGACAGAUCUCACUGUUAAAAGUCCUGAUAUGAAGCAUAUGACUGCUCUGCUAUGCGUGACAGUGUUGCAUUCAUAA
Messenger RNA from Dovyalis caffra, 429 nucleotides. Lineage: Eukaryota; Viridiplantae; Streptophyta; Magnoliopsida; Malpighiales; Salicaceae. The record is from the annotation of a GenBank genome assembly.